AUGACGGCGAUGACGGGCACGGCGGUGGUUCUGUGACUACACAACUGGGCUACCGUGGCAGUAGGGUACCAAUUGCGUAGCGUAGUUCCACUCUGACGUCACACUUCUGUCGCGUUGCCUGGCGCUUGCAGGCACUCACUCUCCGUGCAGGUCGUCGUCGUCCUCACCGUAGCAAGUCGUCACCGUCUUCGCGGAUGGUCGUGGUCCUCGUCGUCGUCUUCGCAGUCGUCGGAUCCCGAAAGCUCCUCUGGUGCGCGUUCGGCGGUUCGGUUUGGAUCCUGCCAGGCGGUGUGGAUUCCCUGGUUCGGGCCUGGCACACAAGUUUCCCGUGCCAACGCAACCAGAACGUAGCAAAGCUUCACUCGGUGCGGUCGUGUAACAUCCCACAGUCCCAACAAUACAGCGCAGCAGAAGAGCAGGAGGCAAAGAAAGGCAGGCACCAGAGGCAAAGAGAAGGAAAACUGUGCAUUUGUGUUUGGCUGUUUUGCCAAGAGUUUCGGCUGAGUUGUAGAAGAAAACGCGCUCGCCGGAUUAGUCAAACCCCGCGGGAGAAGUGCAGGCAUUACUUAUAUAGUAGGGCAGUGGCGUGCUUUCGUAUUCUCCUUGAAAUCGGUCAAGUCCGACACGGUUGGGGACACCACUGGAGGAGUGUAAGAGGCGUUCUGAAGACGCGACUUACGCGGACCGUCUCUUUGUACAGGUUUGUGGAAACAGGUGCUGAAACGCUUCAGUAGUUGAUUCGGAGAAGAAAAACAUCGGUGCUAGACGAACAGAACAAUCGGCGGGCGUGAAGAAGAACGGUGAAGCAGUCGAACAGUGCUAAACGCGUAGAAGCACGUUGACCGUGAGGAAGAAGGCUUUAAAUCUACGGAAGAAAGUUCGAGUGGUGGUGCGGAGAGAUAUCGCUUUCGCCGAGAGCCAAAAUCGCUUUUUGUAACAUUUUAUAAGUGACCGUCGUCGUCGUCUCGAGUGGAAUCUGUGGUGCGAAGAAUCCGUUUUGUCGCAGUUAUCGAGAGUUUAGUUUUCUAAGAAAAGCACUUUUUAACGAGCAAACUUGAAUCUAGUUAAAGUUGAUGUCAGUGUCUAGCGAAUAAGAGAAUUUUAAUCUAGCUUAAAUAAGUUUAUUUUUCUACUCUAAAUAAAUCUAUGAAGUUUCUGAUAGUAGAACUGUUUAAGAAAUAAUAAGUGAAACGUUUGAAAAGAUCGUAUCGGUGAAGAGUCUGUUUGUAUGCUGCAAUUGACCUGCAACUAGUUGAACUUGAAGAAGAAUCUCCGAGAAUCAAACUGACCGUUCAAGGGUUGGAAAUCGCGCGCGUGUGAAGGUGAAUUUGAACCGCUUCUUAAAUGGGUGAUUUCAUGUACGGAGGCUCGGUCCUGACGAAUGAUUCGUGUAUGUCCAGCCAAUCGCUGCUCGACACGUUGAGUAUUAACAAUCUGCUGAAUAUCAAGCAUCUAUCCAACGGAGCAGGUGUCGGCUCGGUAGGCGGUGGUCUAAGUCCCUCGGCGUCGGAGCCCUCGUCGAACGUGGGCAAUUCCAGUGUGGACUCAAUCGUCGACAACAACAACUCGACAAACGGUGGCUGUAAAUCGGGAAAGAAGUCAGCAAUGUCCACGACGACAAGCAUGGCAUCAUCCGGAGUCAGUGGCGUUGAUGAGACCGGACUGUUGAUUGCCCAUUCUCAAAUCGCAUCCAGCAACUCGGCUGUCACCAUUCCAACCAUCACGACAGCCAUCUCGUCCGAAUGCUCACUGACCGCAUCCAGCGUCAACACUCUGUCACUCCAGUUGAACGCGGGCCAAUCCGACGACGAUACAUCAACCUCCUCACUGCUGAACGGUGGAGGCUCCGGGACUUCACCAAUCGCUUCCCUCAACAGUCACAGCAACAAUAACAACAAUCCCAACGCCACCAACAACAAUCUCCUAAUGGAAAACUCCGAUCUACAUCUUCCCAGUGCUGCCGAAGAACUCAGCCUCAAGGCAGCCGAUCUGAGCUGCCUAAGCGUGACUUCCAGCCUCAUGAAUGGCGGAUCCUCUUCGCACAUGAUCCUUCCUCCGAAUGGCCUCAACUUCGGAACCGCUCCGGACCACAGCCCUUGGUCCACCAGCAUCGACGACCCGACCACCGCCGCCAGCUCCCAUCUCUCCAUUAACGGCCUCGGUGGAUUCCAGAACUACUCCAACAGCCACCUGUACAACGGUGCUGCCGUCGCAGCCGCAGCAGCCGCCGCCGCUGCCCAGCAACAACGCCGUGCCAUCACUGCUUCCCACGGAGGAUUCCCCCAUCAUGGCCUCUCCCCCAACAACCCCCAAAAUCACAUGCUCCAACACCAUUCCUCCUCCAACCCCCAAUCCCAACAACCCCAGCAGUCUCAGUACAAAAACUCCUACCCAACCUGGUCCAACCCUGCCCCAACCCCCUGGUCCCAACAACAACCACCCCAAAACCCUCAAAACCCCAUGAACUCCUGGAACCGUGGCCGCUCCGUUCCCAACAUGAACCUAGGCAACACCCUCUCCAACCCUCUCCACCCACGCAAACCCCACAACUCCCAACAGCAAUCCCUCUCCCCGUACUCCAACCACCUCCACCAGUCCCAGCAGCAACCGCACCUCCAGCAGUCCCUCGCCUCCAACCUGAUCAACUCGCCCUCCAAGUACCGUCGAAGCACUUCCUACCCGGCGGGCAAAUCCGGUCUACCCAGCGCCGGAAACGGCGCCGGUGGCGGCGGUGGUGGCCCCUUCGGUGCCGGUCCGCUCGAUUGCGUCCCGCCGCUGGACGACACCCGUGAUCCGUUCCUGUCAUCGUAUCAGCGACGACGGUCGCAGUCAUAG
Molecule: messenger RNA, 2835 nt
Organism: Aedes albopictus (Asian tiger mosquito)
Lineage: Eukaryota; Metazoa; Arthropoda; Insecta; Diptera; Culicidae
Exons: 2
Coding region: 1345-2835 (496 amino acids)
Source: RefSeq, a predicted model, not a curated record